UUCCGAUUGUCCGUCUGGUUGCUCUUCCGGGGAACAAUGUUUACAAACGAGCUGAGGCAGAAUAUGAGUAUCUUAUGAGACUGGAUAAAACACGACAUGCUGUUCGUGAUAUAGGAUUUAUGCACCUUUAAGCAGCAGAUUUUCCAUCAUAAGAGCAGCUGCUGACAGUCCAGCCCUAAAUAAAAGGCAUGAAGAAGAAAAGCAGAAGCCCCAGAUCGAAAGAGUCGCCAUGGCUGCAGACGACGGGGGAAACAAACGAGAAGAAGAGGCCCACCGGCAGCAAAAGGAGACCCAGAAAAGGUCAAGCUGCCGCCGCAGACGGCUGUGACGGCGCAGAAACACAUCAAACCGCCAGCACAAAUUUCAGCGUGGCUGCUGACGAAGCACAGAAACAUGCAGAGAGCAUGUGCAGCUCUACAGGCAGACUGUCUGCUGCCGUCUGUCGACUCUGCCAUGGGAAGUUCUCCCCUCGCAGUCUGCGGAACGCCUUCAACAAGUUGCCUCAGGACUCCCCGGACACAGUUGGCGCUGCGACCCAGUCGCCCCUUCUGUUUCACUCAGACUUCCAGCGCUUGGUCGGGGUCCGCUUGGACCGGGACCCUCGGCUGUCGGAGUUUAUCUGUAAAAAAUGCCACGCCAAGUUCUACAAGUGCCACGGCAUCCUGAUCCGGUUCCUCCAGAGAGUAAACAUCCCACCAGUUGGAAAGGAGAAUCUAAAAAUCCAGAAGAAUGCAAAGUGUCCAGAGUCAACAAUGAACUACAGUUCCAAAACUCCAUCUUCCUUCACCUCAGACCCAAAGUGCCUCCACAGCCUGGUGUCCUGGGCGCACCACCACGGGGAAGCCUGCCGCUUCUGCCCCGACCUGAAGGAGGUGCUGGAGGGCCAGUGUUGGGGCUCUGUUAAGGCUGUGUGGGGCUGCGUGGACGGUCACAGAUACAUCAUGGACACUCGCUACACCCCUCCUCCAUGCUUAAGCCGCGCAGAGAGCCUCAAAGGUGGAGAUCUGGGGAGGGGCAUCGGUGAUGGAGAACUGUCGGGUGAGGAGCAGGAUGACGAGGAGGAAAAACAACCUCCUGGGAAUGGAAGGACGUCAUUGGAAGAUGUGAGCUCUCAGCGUCAGAGUGGUCUACCUGCAGCUGCAGUGCAGAUGCAGAACUCUGCUCCGGAUGAGUGGACUGGCAGCAGUGAAGACUGUGCGGGUCCAGAGGAGACCACGUCUCCAGCACCGGUCCAGCUGGAGGACCAAACUGCCGACAGUGAUCUGUCUGACCGGGUCGUCUCUGAGGAAGAGUGUGAAGAAGGCACAAAGGGAAGCCUGUCAGACGAGGAGAUGUUUGAACCGUACGCUGAAAAGAGAGCUCGCAGAGUAAACGGCCCCGACAAGAGGAGACAGAGCCUUAAAUCCACAGAGGAGCCCAAAGUCAGAAAGAAACCUGGACCCAAACCAGGCUGGAAGAACAAGUUCAAACCUAAAGGGGAGGAACUUCCAAACAUCUACAAGUGUCCGUAUCAAGGCUGUACUGCCGUCUACAGAGCACCAGAUGGACUUAAGAAGCACAUUAAAGAACAUCACGAGGACAUGAGGGAGAGACCCUGCCCCCAUCCCGGAUGCAACAAAGUGUUUAUGAUCGACCGCUACCUGCAGAGACACGUUAAACUCAUCCACACAGAGGAGAGGAACUACAUUUGUGAUCAAUGUGGUCAAACCUUCAAGCAGAGGAAGCACCUGUCAGUUCACCAGAUGAGGCAUUCAGGAGCAAAGCCACUUCAAUGUGAGGUGUGCGGUUUCCAGUGUCGCCAGCGAGCGUCUUUAAAAUACCACAUGACCAAGCACAAAGCUGAGGAGGACCUGGAGUUUCAGUGCCUGAUGUGCAGUAAACGCUUUGAGAAAGCGCACAACCUGAACGUGCACAUGUCCAUGGUUCACCCGCUGACUCAGGCCGACGGCCAGAGGGGGGGCGGCGGUCAGCCGCAGUAUGCAGACCUGCACACCAUCACUCUGAGCGGAGAGCUGGUUCAGCAAGACGGGGACAGAUGACAGCAGGGUGCCCGCCGCAGAGGUACAAAGGCUGCCAGCUUGCCGUGUGGCUCCACCCAGUUACAACAGAACAGUAAAGGUUCUUUCAUCUGUGACAUUAGCAUGUCAGGACCCCCAAACCGACUUUCAUUCCAGAUUUUAUCUGUUGGAAAUUUCCUGACCAUCAAAAACAACUCCUGAAGAAUCAUUUUGUUACCAGAGACCGAAGACACAUUUCAAAGAAGCUGAAGUUACAAAAGAUUCUAUGUUUGAAGACAUAUGAAAGAAGCACAACAAAAAAAUGACAAAGCAGGUAAAUCUGUCAUAGUUACUCUAAACUGGAAUCAUCAGCAUCAAAAUAAGGCCAAACACAAGUUAUAGGAUAUGAAACAACAUGUCCUUCAGGUUGCCCGACACAACAAACAGAAGACACAAAAGUCUUUCUGUCACCCCACCACCUAAAAUUGGAAUCACAUAAACAACUGCAGUCUGUCCACACUCUGCUAAAGCUUCAUACAACAUCUCAGAGCAAUAAAUAAAAUAGUUCAGCUAUGCUUCUGUUAUUUUGUUGGAGUUGUUUUUUGGUCCACUUUCACAUUUUUAAAUAUAGACUCUUGAGUUAUCAGUCAUGACUUCUCACGUCGCUGAUAGCUGGCAUGCACUUUCAUGUAAUAACAGCUGGAACUGAUGUAAUUCCUACAACUGUUGUUUUGUGUAAGGCAUUUGCUCAGAAUAUGCAGUUUUCAUUUGAAGAAUUCUCAGUUUUAAGUUAUUACUCUUUGAAAGAGUUUUAUUUUAUAAUCUAGCAAUGGAAGGGCUUCAAAUGUACAUGUGUGUGUAAACAAGUGUGCAUUGUGUAAAAAAAAAAAAGCAAAUAAAAUGUACAGGUUUUUUUAAA
Messenger RNA from Oryzias latipes (Japanese medaka), 2916 nucleotides. RefSeq names its product zinc finger protein 276 (gene znf276). The record is from RefSeq and is a predicted model, not a curated record. Gene Ontology annotation, molecular function: zinc ion binding. Lineage: Eukaryota; Metazoa; Chordata; Actinopteri; Beloniformes; Adrianichthyidae. Gene Ontology annotation, cellular component: nucleus.